Messenger RNA from Arabidopsis lyrata subsp. lyrata, 2024 nucleotides. RefSeq names its product auxin-responsive protein IAA6. The record is from RefSeq and is a predicted model, not a curated record. The transcript has 5 exons. Gene Ontology annotation, biological process: regulation of DNA-templated transcription. NCBI's taxonomy places the organism in Eukaryota, Viridiplantae, Streptophyta, Magnoliopsida, Brassicales, Brassicaceae. Gene Ontology annotation, cellular component: nucleus. Gene Ontology annotation, molecular function: protein binding. Bases 560 to 1126 code for a protein of 188 amino acids.
UUAUGUGAUUCGUGAUGUACUUGUAUGUACAAUUUUGUAUUCUUGAAGAGCAACUUUUAUCAAGUACCAAAUAAAAAUGUGAACAAGAAUAGGCUAAAAAAUAACAUUAAUAUCCUUACUUAGGAUACAUAAUUGUAAAUUAUUAAGGAAAACACAUGGAAUGUUUAGGAAAAUGGCCAAUGAUAAAUCUUAUAAGAAACCUAACAAAUAUAUAUUAACACCGGUAAGAUUUGUUCCCUUAACUCAAGAUCUUAUAUUAACAAAAAUGAAAAACGGACCCAACUUAUGUCUAUCAUGUGACCGACCAACACAUCCUCAGUUGACCUGUCUUUGGUCUAACCCUGUCUUCCUCCACAAAGCUAAUAGAAAUAAUUAUGAAUAUUAUUCUAUUCCAUAUGUCAGUAUAUUAUUGGAUCUUGUGGAGCAACUUGACAACAUAUAAAAGCACAAGGCAUCAGCACAAUACUAUCAUUCCAACAAUAGAAGUGCUUGAGAGGAGAAAAGUAACAAAACUUCAUAUAGCCAAAGGCAAACAAAAAAAAAGAAGAGAAAGAAAUAAAUGGCAAAGGAAGGUCUAGGACUUGAGAUCACAGAGCUUCGAUUGGGUCUUCCAGGAGAUAAUUAUAGCGAAAUCUCAAUUUGGGGAUCGAAGAAUAAGAAGAGGGUGCUCUCGGAUAUGAUGACAUCGUCAUCGUUAAAUACUGAGAAUGAAAACGGCGUCGUUUCAUCGGCUGAGGAUGAAUCUUUACCGGUGGUGAAGAGUCAGGCGGUGGGGUGGCCACCUGUGUGUUCUUAUAGGAGACAGAAGAACAAUGAGGAAGCAUCGAAAGCGAUAGGGUACGUGAAAGUGAGCAUGGAUGGUGUGCCAUACUUGAGGAAGAUUGACCUUGGUUCGAGCAACGGUUAUAAUAAUCUAGCCACGGUUCUUGAGAAUCUCUUCGGCUGUCUUGGCCUAGGAGUAGCGAAGGAGGGUAAGAAAUGCGAAUACAUUAUUAUAUACGAAGACAAGGAUAGAGACUGGAUGCUCGUUGGAGAUGUACCUUGGCAGAUGUUCAAAGAAUCAUGCAAGAGGCUUAGGAUCGUGAAGAGAUCAGAUGCGACUGGUUUUGGCCUGCAGCGAGAUUAAUUAUACUAGUGAUAUAUAUGAUCAUCUUAGUUAACCACAAACUUUGAAACCGUUGAGUAAAAUAUUUUUUAUCAUAGUAAUUUUUCAAAUUGUAAAAUUUCAUGACAGUGGAUAAUAUAAUACGUUUUCUUCGAAAUUAUAUGUUUUUAUGGCUAGUCGGUUAAUGGCUACCAAAGGUGUUUCUUAGCCUCACACAUACUUUGCCUUACUUACCUAGUUAUUAUUGUAACUUUAUAAAUCCUCCGGUAAAUCAUCUUUUUAUCACCGAUCCAAAAAUAGUAGAAACGUAUGAAUCUUCAUAGAUUAACGGCGCUAAAAUAGUGGAAACCUAAUGAAUCUUCCCGGCUAAUUUAAGAAAGAAUGAAAAAUGUUAAAUAUUUGUUUUUUUUUUAAUCACAAAGAGCGAAAUCAAAGCCUUGGCUUAUUCCUAUAUCAUAUCAUAUGUAGUUUCGGGUGAAGAUUCUAACCACUUUGUCGGUCCAAAUAAAUGUUGCCAUAUCUUCGUAUUAAAUGAUCAUAUCAAUUGCAGGUAGCAGAUUUGAAGUUUAUAUAUAUAUACUACAUCCAGUUAAUCCCCCAACCCCUAAAGUUAUCAAGACACUCACACAAAAAAAUGAAGGCACCGUCACAACAAGACAUGACUUACUAUGGCAAUGUCAAGAAACAGCAAGACGAACAAGGCUGCUUAUACGCAACGUUUUACGGGUUGUUCUGUUGCUGUUGCUGCUACGAGAAGUGCAAGUGUUGUUGUUGCGUUUGAUUUCUAUGUAUCAUCAUCUCAAAAUUAUUCUCAUUAUGUGUCCCUCGCAUCGCAUUUGCUCUUUUAGAUCUUGCGAAUAAAAUGUAUAUUUGUGCUCAAGAACUCAAAAGUCUCGUGAUAAGAUUGAAUAUUAAUGAA